AGCAAGGUAUGUUGUUCUGUUUCGCCACUGGUCCUCGUAACAUGUAAGGCUGACGAAACCAACUGCUCAUCUGCGUAACGCAAGCAAACGACAGCUUCCUACCAUGUAUUACUUCCUCCUCGCCAUCCUACUCCUUACAAUCUACGUAUGGCAAAAGUUUCGCCGGACACGCACAUGGCGCCCGGGACAUCGCGCCCUGCUGGUGACAGCCCAUCCAGAUGACGAGUCGCUUUUCUUCGCGCCUUACCUAACAAGAGCACUUCAAGCGGGAAUACAAGUUCAUAUCUUGUGCUUGUCCACAGGUAACGCAGAUGGACUAGGGAGCAUUCGCGCCCGGGAGCUCGUCCAGGCGUGUGCAGUAUUCCAGGUACCCGAGCAACGGGUGAGGCUGGUGAAUGAUGGCGCGUUGCAGGACGGCUUCCAAGCAUGGGAUGAAGGGGCGGUGAAGGCCCGUGUGGCCGCAGCGCUAGCGGCAGUGCGCCCGCAUGAGCUGGUGACCUUCGACGCUGGCGGGGUGUCCGGCCAUCCCAACCACACAAGCAUCUACGCAGCUGUCUGGCGGUUGGUGGGCUGCAGGGGGCUGUCGGCAUCUCAAGGUGAUGGACAUGAAGGGGGCGUGGCAGGCAGCGACGGCAGCAACCGCGGUAGCAACCGCAAUGGCGACUCGUGCUGCCGAAUAUGCACGCUGGUGACGCACCCGCUGCCCCUCAAGUUCACCGGGGUGCUCGGUGCGGCCCUGGUGCUGCUGCUUUCCUCCGUACGGCUGCACGGCCGCAGUGCUGACGUACGGCUGCACGACAGCGCUGCGGACACCGCCUUGCUGCUGUCGUCAGCCAAUCCGGUGGUUGGGCUGCGAGCCAUGUGGUGCCAUCGGAGCCAGUUCGUGUGGUAUCGGUGGCUGUUUGUCCUGUUCUCCACAUACACCUACGUCAACCAAUUCCGAGUCAUCGGAGCUGUAACGUACUGACCAAAGAGUACUCUGCAGCUGCUGGACCGUAACGGAACAGCCACACGCGCAGUAGCAUUGGCCAAACAUGGAUAGAGCUGCUGCGGCCAAAACCGG
Astrephomene gubernaculifera is the source of this 1063-nucleotide messenger RNA. NCBI's taxonomy places the organism in Eukaryota, Viridiplantae, Chlorophyta, Chlorophyceae, Chlamydomonadales, Astrephomenaceae. The record is from the annotation of a GenBank genome assembly.